Molecule: messenger RNA, 381 nt
Organism: Ascoidea rubescens DSM 1968
Lineage: Eukaryota; Fungi; Ascomycota; Saccharomycetes; Ascoideales; Ascoideaceae
Gene: GON7
Product: chromatin DNA-binding EKC/KEOPS complex subunit GON7
Exons: 1
Coding region: 1-381 (126 amino acids)
Source: RefSeq, a predicted model, not a curated record
AUGACAGUUUUGAACAAGGGAGAUAAUAACGAUGAUUUGAAUGGGAUUGAAAAUAGACCAUUUGCGAUUUAUUAUAAUAUUGGAGAGGCAAUUGAGAAAAGGAUUGAGGUGGGAGAUGGGCCACAUUUUACAAAGGGUAAAACAAGUGGACCUAGUGAUUUUGUGUUAAAAGCAGGAAUUAAAGAUAAAGAUAAACCAAGCGAGGCCAAGGACAGUUGUUUAGGAAAGUUAAGAAGUGAAUUGACUACUUUACAAGAUAAGAUUAAUGUGUAUCUAACAGAGAGGAUGGCCAGCAACAGUAGUGGAAAUAAUAACGAAGAAGCGAAAUUUGAAAAAGAAAUAUUGGAUGGAACAGCUGAAGACGAUGAAGAUGAGUAUUAG